AUAGCACUCUAAUCGUGCAAUUGACUCCUCUCAAAGAUGCUGAUUGAACUAGUCGUGUUUUUUAUAACUGCACUGCUAACUUAUGCAUAUUAUGGGCACAAAAAGUUGAAGGACUAUUUCGACGACCGGGGCAUCAAAUAUGUCCCGGGAUUACCGAUUUUCGGCAACACCUUCAAUAGCAUGUGGAAGAAGAAGCACAUGAGUGAAGAUAUAGAUGCUGUGUACAAAGCGUUCCCGGGUGAAAGAUAUGUCGGGUACAUGGAAGGAACAAAACCGAUUAUAAUCCUCCGAGACCCAGAGAUCAUCAAAGCGGUGACGGUUAAAGAUUUCGACCAUUUUGUCGACCACAAGGAGAUUGUGCCGGUCGAAGUUGAACCUUUGUUUGGGGAUAGCAUGUUUAGUAUGAGAGGAGAGAGAUGGCGAGACAUGCGAACCACAUUGAGUCCAGCUUUCACCGGCUCCAAGAUGCGACUAAUGAUGCCUUUCAUGACAGAAAUAAGUUCUAAUAUUGUGGAGUACGUCAAAGGUCAAAUCAAUGAAGAUAUAAAUGUUGACGAUCUAAUAAGGAGAUACACGAACGACGUCAUCGCGUCAGCCGCGUUCGGCCUGCAAGUGAACUCACUCAAGGAUAAGAACAACAAAUUCUACACUUUGGGCCAGCAGAUGUUCAAUUUUACUUUCUUCAGUCGUAUCUUAUUCAUCUUCACCAUAACUUUUCCACAUUAUGCGAAGAAACUAAAGCUUUCGAUAUUCCCUCGUGAAACAACAACGUUUUUCAAGAACAUUGUAUUCAAAACUAUGGAGCACAGAGAAAAAAAUAAUAUAGAACGACCCGAUAUGAUACAAUUGUUGAUGGAGGCUUCCAAAGGUAAACUUAAAAUGGAAGACGAACCAAAUAAAGAUGUAGCUGAAGUACCAGAGUAUGACUUCAAACCUAAGGCAAGUACAAGAGUGUGGUCCCAGAACGAAUUAGUCAGUCAAGUAUUUCUUUUCUUCAUUGCUGCCUUUGAAAGCUCAGCAUCCACUCUAUCUUUACUAUUACACGAAUUAGCGUUGAACAAUGAAAUCCAAGAUAAAUUAUACCAGGAGAUCAGAGAUUUUCAAGAUAAAAAUGGAUGUUUGGUCUACGAGAAAAUUAGCGAGCUCAAAUAUUUGGACUGCGUGUUGAAUGAGUCUUUAAGAAAGUGGGCGGUUGCAAUAAUAUUGGAUCGUGUUUGUACAAAACCGUAUGAAUUGCCGCCACCAAGGGAGGGGGGGAGGCCUUGUACGAUAAAGCCGGGAGACAUCUUAUAUAGCCCAGUGAACUCUCUGCACAUGGACCCCAAUUUCUUUCCCAAUCCAGAAGUAUUCGAUCCAGAGAGGUUCUCGGAGGAGAAUAAGCGUAAUAUUAAACCUUUCACUUACCUGCCUUUCGGAAUUGGACCGAGAGUCUGCAUUGGGCUUCGAUUUGCCAUGAUGGAAUUGAAGGUGCUUUUAUAUCACUUGGUACUGAACUUCCAAAUAAACAAAUGCCCAAAGACAUCAGAUCCCAUAGAACUUGCUCCAGAGGAUGUUAAAAUUAUGGCCAAGGGCCAGAGCUGGGUGAAGUUUGAGCUACGAAAAUAGAUGUGUCUUGAUUCAUAUAAAAUAUUAUUAAUGUUGUAUUUUACCAUUU
Molecule: messenger RNA, 1654 nt
Organism: Zerene cesonia (dogface butterfly)
Lineage: Eukaryota; Metazoa; Arthropoda; Insecta; Lepidoptera; Pieridae
Gene: Cyp9g3
Product: probable cytochrome P450 9f2
Exons: 10
Coding region: 37-1605 (522 amino acids)
Molecular function (GO): heme binding; oxidoreductase activity, acting on paired donors, with incorporation or reduction of molecular oxygen; monooxygenase activity
Source: RefSeq, a predicted model, not a curated record